Molecule: messenger RNA, 5426 nt
Organism: Passer montanus (Eurasian tree sparrow)
Lineage: Eukaryota; Metazoa; Chordata; Aves; Passeriformes; Passeridae
Gene: FAT4
Product: FAT atypical cadherin 4
Exons: 3
Coding region: 1-5418 (1805 amino acids)
Biological process (GO): homophilic cell-cell adhesion
Cellular component (GO): cell-cell junction; plasma membrane
Molecular function (GO): calcium ion binding
Source: RefSeq, a predicted model, not a curated record
AUGCUCCGGCACCCCGGAGAUGCUCCGGGAGCCGCGCCGGGCGCCGCCUCCAAAGUAAGCGCCGCCGCCGCAGCCCGGUCCCCCGGUACGCGGGGCAGCCCGACCCGCUCCGCCCAGCCCGCCCGGCUCCCGGCUGGCUCCCCGCUCCGGGCGGGACGGUCCCGGGGGCCCCGCACCCCGCUGCUGCUGCCGCUGCUGCCGCCGCUGGGGAGCGCCGCCGCGGAGCCGCGCCAGGUGUUCCGGGUGCUGGAGGAGCAGCCGCCCGGCACUUGGGUGGGCACCAUCGCCACCCGGCCCGGCUUCACCUACCGCCUGAGCGAGCACCACGAGCUCUUCGCCAUCAACGCCACCUCGGGCGCCCUGCACACCCGCGCCACCAUCGACCGCGAGAGCCUGGCCAGCGACGUGGUGGACCUGGUGGUGCUCUCCAGCCAGCCCACCUACCCCAGCGAGGUGCGCGUCCUGGUGCUCGACCUCAACGACAACGCGCCCGUCUUCCCCGACCCCUCCAUCGUGGUGACUUUCAAGGAGGACACGGGCAGCGGGCGCCAGCUCAUCCUGGACACUGCCACUGACGCCGACAGUGGCACCAAUGGCGUGGACCAUGGCUCCUAUCGGAUCGUGGCCGGCAACGAGGAGGGUCGCUUCCGCCUCAACAUCACCCUCAACCCCAGCGGCGAGGGGGCUUUCCUGCACCUGGUAUCCCGCGGAGGGCUGGACCGGGAGGCCACCCCCACCUACCAGCUGUUGGUGCAGGUGGAGGACAAGGGCGAGCCCCGUCGGCGAGGGUACCUUCAGGUCAACGUCACCGUGCAGGAUAUCAAUGACAACCCGCCCAUCUUCAGCCAGACGCUUUACCAGGCACGAGUGCCUGAGGAUGCACCCGUCGGGGCCAGCGUUCUCCAGGUCACCGCCGCUGAUGCUGAUGAGGGCACCAACGCUGACAUCCGCUACCGCCUGGAAGGAGGCGAUGGCAGCGGUGCUGGGGACGGGGCUGGCAGCCUCCCCUUUGAGGUGGACCCCGAGAGCGGGGUGAUCCGCAUCCGUGAGCGCUUGGACUACGAGAUGCGGCAGCAGUACUCGCUGACGGUCCACGCCAUGGACCGCGGGGUGCCAGCGCUGAGCGGCCGGGCCGAGGCCCUCAUCCGCCUGCUUGACGUCAACGACAACGAGCCCCGGGUGAAGUUCCGCUACUUCCCGGCCACCUCCCGCUUUGCCUCUGUGGAUGAGAACGCGGCCCCCGGCACAGUGGUGGCCCUGCUGACGGUGAGCGAUGCUGACUCUCCGGCGGCCAACGGGAACAUCUCUGUGUCCAUCCUGGCGGGAAACGAGCAGCGGCACUUUGAGGUGCACAGCAGUAAGGUACCCAACCUCAGCCUCAUCAAGGUGGCGGCCGCGCUGGACCGGGAGCGCAUCCCGGCCUAUAACCUCACCGUGGCAGUGGCGGAUAACUACGGGGCCCCACCGCCACCUCCAGGCUCCCCCGCUACCGUCUUUUCCCCCGACGGAGCGGUGGCAGCUCCCGUGAGCCGCUCCUCGGUGGCCAGCCUGGUGAUCUUUGUGAACGACAUCAAUGACCACCCGCCUGUCUUCGGGCAGUCGGUGUACGGGGUGAACAUCAGCGAGGACGUGCCCCCGGGCAGUUACGUGCGGGGCCUCAGUGCCACGGACCGUGACUCCGGCCUCAACGCCAACCUCAAGUACAGCAUUGUCUCGGGCAACGAGCUGGGCUGGUUCUGCAUCAGCGAGCACAGCGGGCUGGUCACCACGGCUGUCCCCGAGGGUGGCAGUGCUGCAGGUACACCCAGCUCUAGCAGGCUGGACCGGGAGACUGCUUCUCAGGUGGUGCUCAACGUCAGUGCCCGCGACCAGGGGGUGCAGCCCAAAUUCUCCUACGCGCAGCUGGUGGUGACCAUCCUGGAUGUCAAUGACAACAAGCCUCGCUUCAGUCAGCCUGAGGGUUACCAGGUGUCCUUGGCUGAAAACUCCCCAUCAGGAACUGAGCUGCUUGUCCUAAGUGCCACUGAUGGGGACCUGGGGGACAAUGGGACUGUCCGCUUCUCCCUGCAGGAAGCCGAGCCAGCGCUGGUAGCAGUUGGACCCUCCUCUGUGACCCCUCGCCAGAUGUUUCGCUUGGACCCGGUUUCGGGCAAGCUCAGCACCAUCUCGCAGCUGGACCGGGAGGAGCAGUCUCACUUCUCCUUGCAGGUCCUGGCCACUGAUUUGGGCUCUCCUCCCCUUUCUUCGGUGGCCCGAGUUAACGUGAGCAUCCUGGAUGUGAAUGACAAUAGCCCUGUGUUUUACCCCAUUCAGUAUUUUGCCCAUAUCCAAGAGAAUGAGCCAGCCGGCACCUAUGUGACCACCGUGUCUGCCACAGACCCCGAUCUGGGACCCAAUGGGACAGUCAAGUACAGCAUCUCAGCUGGAGAUACCUCCAGGUUUCAGGUCCAUGGGCAGACAGGGGUCAUCACAACAAAAAUAGCCCUGGACAGGGAGGAGAAAACUGCUUACCAGCUGCAGAUUGUGGCCACUGAUGGUGGCCAUCUUCAGUCGCAGAACCAAGCCAUUGUCACCAUCACUGUCUUGGACACACAGGACAACCCCCCUGUUUUCAGCCAGGGCACGUACAGUUUUGUUGUCUUUGAAAACGUUGCCCUGGGUUACCACGUAGGUACUGUUUUUGCUUCCACCAUGGACCUCAACACCAACAUCAGUUACCUCAUUACGACGGGUGACCAGAGGGGCGUGUUUGCCAUCAACAGGGUGACGGGGCAGAUCACCACAGCCAGUAUUAUUGACAGGGAGGAGCAAGCAUUUUACCAGCUGAAGGUGGUUGCUAGGGGUGGGACAAUUACUGGCGAUGCUGUGGUCAAUAUAACUGUCAAAGAUUUAAAUGACAAUUCCCCACACUUUGUUCAAGUGGUGGAAAGUGUAAAUGUUGUUGAGAACUGGAAAGCUGGGCAUACCAUAUUCCAGGCCAAAGCUCUUGAUCCUGAUGAAGGUGUUAAUGGCAUGGUCCUUUACAGCCUUAAGCAAAACCCAAAGGGCUUGUUCGCAAUCAAUGAACGAACUGGCGCUAUAAGCUUAACGGGGCCGCUUGACAUAAAUGCUGGGUCUUACCAGGUUGAAAUCCUGGCCUCGGAUAUGGGGGUGCCUCAGCUGUCCUCCACCUUUAUCCUGACUGUCUCUGUCCACGAUGUAAAUGACAACCCGCCUGUGUUUGACCAGCUUUCCUAUGAAAUUACUAUUUUGGAGUCAGAGCCUGUGAAUACCAGGUUCUUUAAGGUACAGGCUUCUGACAAAGACUCGGGAGUGAACGGUGAAAUAGCUUACAGUAUAAUUGAAGGAAAUGCUGGGGAUGCCUUUGGCAUAUUCCCAGAUGGCCAGCUGUAUAUAAAAAGUGAACUGGACCGUGAGCUUCAGGAAAGAUAUGUUUUACUGGUCGUUGCCUCUGACAGAGCCGUAGAACCACUCAAUGCUACUGUGAACGUUACGGUGAUUCUGGAGGAUGUAAAUGAUAACAGGCCCCUGUUCAACAGUACCAACUAUGUGUUUUAUUUUGAAGAGGAACAGAGAGGUGGGUCCUAUGUGGGUAAAAUAAAUGCUGUAGAUAAAGACUUUGGGCCGAAUGGUGAGGUCAGGUAUUCAUUUGAGCAUAUGCAGCCAGAUUUUGAGCUGAACACGGUAACUGGGGAAAUCAGAAGCACUCAUCAGUUUGACAGAGAAGCUCUCAUGAGACAGAGGGGAGCUGCAGUAUUUAGCCUUACAGUAAUAGCCACGGAUCAGGGGUUGCCAAAGCCUCUGAAAGAUCAGGCAACUGUACAGAUCUACAUGAAAGACAUCAAUGAUAACGCCCCCAAAUUUUUGAAAGACAUUUAUCAAGCUACUAUAUCAGAAUUGGCAGCAAAUCUGACACAGGUGCUGCGAGUUUCUGCCUCAGAUGUUGAUGAAGGGGUUAAUGGGUUGAUUCAGUAUUCUGUAAUCAAGGGAAAUGAAGAAAAUCAGUUUGUAAUAGACAGCAGCACAGGCCAAGUGACCUUAGUAGGCAGACUAGAUUAUGAGGCUACUGCGUCGUAUUCCCUUGUCAUCCAAGCGGUAGACUCUGGAGCCAUUCCUUUAAGUUCAACUUGCAUGUUGAGCAUUGAUGUGUUGGAUGAAAAUGAUAACAGCCCUUCCUUCCCUAAAUCAACCUUGUUAGUGGAUGUCUUAGAAAAUAUGAGGGUUGGUGAACUUGUGUCAUCUGUCACUGCCACUGAUUCUGAUUCAGGUGACAACGCUGACCUCCACUACAGCAUUACAGGGACAAACAAUCAUGGGACCUUUAGCAUCAGUCCCAACACUGGGAGUAUUUUUCUUGCCAAGAAACUGGACUUUGAGACACAAUCUCUAUAUAAGCUAAAUAUAACGGCAAAAGACCAGGGAAGGCCCCCGCGAUCCUCUACCAUGUCAGUGGUCAUACACGUUAGGGAUUUCAACGAUAACCCUCCUCAUUUUCCUCCGGGAGACAUCUUUAAAUCAAUUGUUGAGAACGUUCCUGUGGGUAGCUCUGUCAUUUCCGUGACUGCUCACGAUCCAGACGCGGAUAUUAAUGGGCAGCUAACGUAUGCCAUCAUCCAGCAGAUGCCAAGGGGGAAUCACUUCCGUAUCGAUGAGGUGAGAGGGACAAUAUUUACCAAUGCUGAAAUCGAUCGGGAGUUUGCCAAUCUCUUUGAGUUGACAGUCAAAGCCACCGAUCAGGCCGUUCCUGUGGAGUCCAGGCGCUUUGCCCUCAAGAACGUGACCAUUCUGGUGACGGAUCAAAAUGACAAUGUGCCCGUGUUCGUAUCGCAGAACGCCCUCGCAGCUGACCCCUCGGUUGUGAUCGGCUCCAUCCUGACCACCAUCGUUGCUGCAGAUCCUGACGAGGGUGCCAAUGGCGAGGUGGAGUAUGAAAUAGUCAAUGGUGACACCGAAACCUUCAUCGUGGAUCGCUACAGCGGAGACUUGAGAGUAGCCUCAGCGCUGGUGCCUUCUCAGCUCAUCUACAAUCUCAUAGUUUCUGCCACUGACCUGGGCCCCGAAAGGAGAAAAUCCACCACCGAGAUGACUAUAAUUCUGCAAGGGGUUGACGGACCUGUUUUCACUCAGCCGAAGUACAUCACCAUCCUGAAGGAGGGCGAGCCCAUUGGGACAAACGUGAUAUCCCUGGAAGCGGCCAGCCCGCGGGGCUCCGAGGCACAGGUGGAAUAUUACAUCGUGUCUGUCCGGUGCGAGGACAGGAGCCUCGGGCGCCUCUUCACCAUCGGGCGCCGCACCGGGGUCAUCCAGACUGCUGCCAUUCUGGACAGGGAGCAAGGAGCACGGCUCUACCUGGUGGAUGUUUAUGCCAUUGAGAAGUCUUCUGUUUUGCCCCGCACGCAACGAGCAGAGAGAAUGUGAAACCCAGA